UGCCCAUUUCGACUCGAUCCGGCCGCUCGCCCCCUCGCCUGCUGCCGCCUGCUUUUGUGUUUUGUCUCCCUCUCCCACCUCCGCGAGAUCUCAUGGCUCCGUCUCCAAUGGCGCCCUCCUCCUCCGCCUGCUAAACCUAGCAGCCCCAGCCCUACCCACCAGCGCCCCCAAACCCCCCUUUGGAGAGCAAGCGCGGCCGGGGCGCGGCCAUGGCGACGGAUCGGGAGAAGGAGCGCGAGGCGGAGCUGGAGAGCGCCAUGUACACCAACUGCCUCCUCCUAGGCCUCGAUCCCGCCGUCCUCGGUUCCCCCUCCUCCCCCGCCGCCCGCGUCGGCCUCUUCCGCCACUCCAACCCGCGCCUCGGCGAGCAGCUCCUCUACUUUCUCCUCUCCUCGCUCCGCGGCCCCGCGCAGUCCGCUAAGGACUUCGACAAGGUCUGGCCAAUCUUCGACUCUGCUCAGUCCAGGGAGUUCAGGAAGAUCGUGCAAGGGAUAAUUAGCGAGCUGGAGCAACAGGGGGCGCUGCCGAGGAGCAAUUCCAGGGUCUCGUCACUUGCUACGUGCUGCGGCCCCAGAUUUGUUGAGCUUUUGUGGCAACUCUCUGUACAUGCCUUGAGAGAAGUUCACAGGAGAACUUUUGCAGCUGAUGUUGCAUCAAAUCCCCUUCCUGCAGCACUAACAGAUGUUUCUUAUCUUCAUGCUGCUGCUUUACUCCCUGUGACCAAGGCAAGGAUAGCUCUAGAGAGGCGUAAAUUUCUGAAAAAUGCAAAUAUAGCUGUCCAGAGGCAAACAACAUGGUCAAAUUUGGCCCAUGAAAUGACAGCUGAGUUCCGAAGUCUAUGUGCUGAAGAGGCUUAUUUGCAGCAAGAGUUAGAGAAACUACAAGAUAUGAGAAACAAAGCAAAACUUGAAGGUGACCUGUGGGAUGAACGACUCUCAAGCUCGUCUGGGCAGAAUUCUCAUUUGGUUUCUAAGGCAACUCGUCUUUGGGAAUCGAUAUUGGCUCGCAAAGGCCAACAUGAGGUUUUAGCUUCUGGACCAAUUGAAGAUCUUAUAGCACAUAGGGAGCACAGAUACCGGAUAUCUGGAUCUCAGUUAUUAGCAGCCAUGGAUAUGAGUGCAAGUGUUCCGCAUUCUGAGUUAUUAUCAGCUCGAGCUGGUGAAACUUCUCCCAUUUUGGACAAGCAAGAACAGAUUUCUCCGCUAUUCCAAGGAAAGGAAGAAGCCCUUUCAAGGCCAGAUGAUAGGAACGGACAUGGUCAACAAACUGUUGAUGUAGCUGAAAUUCUCCGCCGUUGGACUCAUGCUUUACAGCGUAUUCAUAAACAGUCUCUUCAUUUGGCCAAAGCAAAUGACGGAGAGGGGCCAGAAUUACUGAGGAGUGCAUCUGACGGAGAGACCAGUACUCAUGCUGACUCGUUAACUGCAACGUUAGCUGAACAUCGCCAGCAUUUAGUCAGUAUACAGGGUCUAAUUAAUCAACUAAAGGAAGCUAUUCCAGCAAUGCAGCAAUCAAUAGAAGAACUCUCAGAAGAAGUGAACAGUGUCAGUAACCCAAUGGAUCUUUUGAAUUCCAGACUACCGCUUUCUGCCGGCCUUGGAAGAUCAGAACAGGAAAGCAGCAGUGAAGUUUCAGAGAUGACUUCUAAGCUCUCUUCUACACACCUGGACAAACCUGGGGGCAGUCCUGCUCUAAAGCUACCUCCAUUAUUUAGCCUAACUCCAAGUUCUUCUGGAAAAGGAACACAGACACAAAAACGGAAUGCUCUAAUACGCCAACCUAGCCAGGAGGUCACAUCAGAAGAGAAAACACUUACUAUCCCCUCAACUAAAGAUCAAAUGAAUGGUUCAGAGCAUGAAAAUGACGGCUAUAUUGCUCAUGACAUUAGACGGUCUGUUCGUGAAGCUGCUCUGUCAAAGCCAUUGAGGAAUACAGAGAGGCCACAAGAUAAAAAUAGUGACGAUGGUUCAGAGCACUUCUUCAUUCCACUGUCAGCAGGUGCUGCAAGGAAGGAGAUGGAUGCAGCAACAAAUCGACGGAAACAAAGACCAGGUUUAUCGUCGCCUCAGAUGAAGUUCCCAAAGAGCACGAGUGAUCUUUACUACAUUGCAGACAGCCCAAUAAACACAAGUCCAGUUUUGUUAAGUGAAAUGAAUGGACAUGAUCCUAUCAGUGCCAUGAGCUUUCUUGACCCGGUCAGUGGUCUGGCACAUCAGUCAUUUAUCACUGAUGAUGCUCUUGAUCAAGUAUUCUCCCCCCCUCUGUUGAUGGAAUCUACGUUGUUCCAUGAUGCAGAUGAGGACCUGCUUGCACCACUGUCAGAGACGGAUGCAGCAUUAAUGGAACAUUAGGCUUCACAUGUACACUGUAAUAUUAUGGCCAUUGCCUGAAGCUUUCAGCGCCUGACCGCAGCCCGGAGAUGCUUGUGGCUUGUGUUUGUCUUAUUGACAGCAUUUUUGCGGUGAACGCGUUGCUGAUGGAGCUGCUUGCCAGUUGCAACCAGCUUGAGAUAGAUGCUUGUGCAUCAGAAAUUUGGGUUGUUCUGUUGGGGGAGAUGGUGGGUUAUUGAUUUGGGGAGAAAAGAGGGGGUGCUUAGAGAUGAUAUAGAUGUUGGUGUUGUACCAAGUGUAGUGUGCACAGUAGAAAAAGCCCAAUCUUGUGUAUUUAGUUAGUAUACCUCAUCUGUAUUUGUGUUGUAAUAAUUUUAUCCACUUGCUCAAUUAUCUCUUUUUUCUGGUGUUAUGAUGUCAAGUUGCUUCGAAUUGUGUAUUACUCUCAAUUUCAUUGUAAAAUAUGGCAAA
Molecule: messenger RNA, 2801 nt
Organism: Panicum hallii
Lineage: Eukaryota; Viridiplantae; Streptophyta; Magnoliopsida; Poales; Poaceae
Product: AUGMIN subunit 6
Exons: 13
Coding region: 210-2351 (713 amino acids)
Biological process (GO): spindle assembly
Cellular component (GO): HAUS complex; mitotic spindle microtubule
Molecular function (GO): microtubule binding
Source: RefSeq, a predicted model, not a curated record